Molecule: messenger RNA, 3703 nt
Organism: Phascolarctos cinereus (koala)
Lineage: Eukaryota; Metazoa; Chordata; Mammalia; Diprotodontia; Phascolarctidae
Gene: TDRP
Product: testis development related protein
Biological process (GO): spermatogenesis
Cellular component (GO): nucleus; cytosol
Source: RefSeq, a predicted model, not a curated record
UGCUGUGCCUCUUCUCCCUCUUGGUCUAGGCCGGGGCACCGGUUGCCGUGGUAACCGGAAAGCCCGUCUCUCCUUGGGAAGCGGCUCUUCUCCUCCCCUGCCCCCUCCCUGCACCUUCCCUCCUCCCUCCCCUCCCCUCCCCCGGCACCCGGCGCGCUGCAGCUUGCUUGAAACUAACAUGGCCGAGCCCCCCGGCCGGCGGCUGCGGCUCCAGUGGCUCCGGCUUCUGCUCCAGCUCUGGGCUCUGGCCGGGGGUGGGGGCCCCUCACUGAAAUCAUAAACUCGGGAAAAAAAUUUAUAGAUCCUCAACCAGUCAUCCCGACAGACAUCCAGCAAGUUAAAAAAAAAAGAGGGGUGGGGAAGAGAACGCCCCCAACCCUACUGUAGCAUGUGGAAACUGAACAAGAGCAAAGUGCUUCUGGAUGAUUCCCCAGAGGAAGAGGAGAGCCGGGCAGAGGGGACAGCGCCGCCGCCUCCGGCCGCCGCCUCCUCCCAGAACAAGGACCAGUUACUUCAAGAUGAAAUUACCUCCUCCGUGUCUCAACUUGCCACGAAGGUUCAGGGAGCCAGUUUCCGAGGUUGGAAAGAAGUGACCUCAAUGUUUAAUAAAGAUGAUGAACAGCAACUACUAGAAAAAUGCAAAUCUCCAAAGUUUAAAGGAACUAACUUAAGAAUAAAAGAAGAUGUGAAGACUGAAAAGAAAUCUGGAUUUUGGGACAGUUUGGUGUUAAAACAGAAUAUACAAUCUAAGAAACCAGAUGAGAUGGAGGGAUGGGAGCCACCUCAAAUUACUCUUGAAGAUGUAGCCACUGAUGAAAGUGACUCUUCUAGGGACCAUCUCUCCUGGCCGGGUUGGGAAGAUGAGACUAAAGGUUCCACUAAAUAUACCAACCUGACCAGCUCAGGAAACAGUUCCAGGUGGAGUAUCAAAUCAGCUGGAAAAUUGGUCGGCAUUAGACGUCAAAGCAAAGGUAAUCUUACCGAUAACUGGGAAGAAUUAGAAUGAUAAUCACAAUUUGAAAUACUUCAUAAAUGAAAAUGUUUCUUGAUAUCUAUGUAUAGUCAAACCAAAAUUUGCUCAGUAUUGCACCCGUAUGCUUGGUUUUGUUUAGAUUCUUAUAUUUUUCUGUUAUUUUUAAUUAGUUUAUCAGUAGGUGAUUCAUCUGUUUUCUUCAUUUAAAAAAAAUAGAAAACCUCUUUUGUGCCUGUUUUCCACAUUUGGAUUUUUCCAGUAUUUCAAAUUGUUGAGAUAACCAAAAAUACUGCAUUUUCUGUGUGAAUGUAUACACUGGUUUUGAAUUCGACUGCCUUAUCUAGAAACUUCUAGGCUCUUGGGAUCCCAAGACUUCUGAAGCUACAGAUGUUAAUUUUGGAUGACUUCCAUUAAAAAACCAGUGUUGAUUUGUAAUUUGCCACAAAACUCUUUUCAUGCCAUAAUUAUAAUUCUAGGGUUUUUUGCCUGAAAAUCUUCUUUUCCUUGUUUUUUAAUUAGUCAUUCUAUUUCUGUUUAUAUGUUGUAUGAAAUAUGAGGCUGUAGCAGUUGUACAAUUCUCUUCCAUUGCCAGAAAUUUGCAGAGAGUCAAUAAGUCUUCCAAAGGUUAGGCUAAAAGUUACUUAAUUUAGCAAAAAAGUCAAAAUUUGCAUUAAAAAAACUUGGCUAAACAGUUAAAUAGGAAAGUAAAGGGUUAUAAUUGAGUGCAAAAUGUUAAAUAAAAAAUUUUGUUCAUGCAAUGCCUGUGGAGAAAUAGCUUCUAGUUUGCACAUGAAUAGUAAUGAUUUUGGCUUUGUUUUGGUUUUAUUUUUCCUUAGUUCUCCUUCUUGACUUUUAAAUAUUGAUCUUAUUUUUAAAUUAUUUAUUUUAAAAAGUCACUGUGCUUUUAUGUUGUCAGAGUAACUAAGGAAUGAUAGAAUGUGUGCUAACUACAUGUCUUGGUACUUUUAAUUUUAGUUUGGGAAUUAAAUUGAUGUAUUUCUGUUCAUUAUAGAUUUCAAACUAUAUAAAAACUGAAAGUGCCUCUUUUUCUAUUUAUAACCACAGAUUUGGGUUUAAUUUUCAAAAUGAUAUUCUUAAUGUAAUGGGUGUUAGUUACAUCUUAUCUUGUAAAGAAAAUGCCUAUUUUUAGCAGAAAAAUAAUUUAUGGCUGAUCCAUUAUUAUCACUAUGAAGUUAUUUCUUGAAGUAAAAAAUGUUUAAAUCUCUAAACUUUUGUUGUUGUCUUUAACUAUGUGCUCAUGUCAGGUGUCUUUAGCAAUACGCCACUUCACCAGGGAUGCUUAGAUAGCCCUUUUAUCUGAAUCACCAACUUGUUUGAGGAGAAAAAAAAAAGUCAUAGCUUUUAUUGGUAAAGAAUAGUUUUUUCUUGGGGUUUUUUCAGGAGAAGGUUAUAUGCUUCAAAACACACAUUGCACUCUUCCUGUUCCCUGCAAACCAUAUAAUGCAGUUGUACUUCUGUGCAGUUCUAUUUAAAUGGACUUUCCAAUUAAAAUCUCUGUAGAAUAUCUGAACAUGCCUGAUAGUAAAACUACUAAGUCUAUGUUUUAGGAAAAAAGAUUUUCUUCGAUAAAGAUGGUCAGAAAGAUGCUGUAUUUUAAAAAUGUACAUGAAAUAAUUUUAAUUAGGUUUUUUUGUUCAUAAUAUAAUAGAAAGCUUUGUUAAUACUAUGCUGCUUAGCCUUGUUGAAGAAGAAAAAUAAUUUGCCUCAGGUAAAUAAGUUGAUAUUUGGUUUUUGUCUCCAGCAUCUGCACCUGUGUUUGCUAUACAUAAGGAUAUAUUUCAUAAUUCAUAGAUCCAUUUCAUAGUUAAAAAAAGUUUAAGAUCAGGAGCAAUGUUUUGACAUGUUUUCAGCUAAUGCUGAGGUAAGACAAUAGAUACAAAUCAUUUGAAGACCUUAUAACAACCCUUUAGCUGAGGAGAGAGGUCAGGAAAUGCCAUUAUUUUUUCCUCUUAUUGGGAGUUCUGUUAUACCAUUACCAAUAAGGAUCGCUAUGCCUUGCAUAGUUUAUUGUCAAGUGCCUGUAUUUCACCUUUUAAAGUAUUUGUGAUGCACAGCUGGAGAAAAAGCCCUGUAUAAUUACAAAAAAUUUCCCAUAAUCUGAAUUAUUCUGGACUUAAAACUGUAUUUGGAUUAGAAUUUAUUGUAUAACUUAUCUGAAUUUUUCUUUCUAUAGAUGAAACAUAUUAAAGUAAAAUAUUAAUGUUUUCUGUCAAAAUUGUGUCUGAUUUUAAGGUAAAAUGAUUAUGUUGUGAUUUUAAUAUAAUUUAUUAUAUUUUGUAGCAUAAUUUCACUAAAGUGAGUUUUUCUUUUGUUCUUUUCAUAGACGUUUCAUUAAAUCUCUUAACCAGAAAAUGUUGAGGCCUUAGUUUGGGUUUUAAAUGUUUAUAUGUCCUGAAUAUGAUCAGGAAUACAGAUGCAUGCAACAGGGAUAUUUAUUUAACUCCUUAAUGCUUUGUUUGAUUUUGAUGAGAAAUUGGUCGUGCUUCAUAAAAGAUAGAUUUAAAAAUGAAUUUUUGAGGUUAUACAAAAAAAUUUACUUAAAUCUAUUCCCCCAUUAUCAAUUUGCAUGAUUAUUGGCUUUUACUUAAGUUAAUGCGUCAGAUGACUGUAAUAAGUCACAUAGUGACUUGACCUUUUUUUAGCCUCAUUUUCAAAUGCAAAUAAUACUUGUAGAAUUUUCACAUAAAUAAAGAAAUAAUUUAAACUGGA